GGAUUAUACAACAAAACGGACAGUUUUGUAAAUAUCUAUCUGUAAUCUAUCAUUUGUUUUUCAAUUAAAGUCACGAAAACGGAUUAAAUAAAGCACAUAGCAGACAUGACCAGCCUAACCGCAGUUUUCCAGAUGGCAAGGCAGCGAUUGAUAGCCCCAGCGAUAGGAAACUGGGCACGUUUUUAUGCCGCCAAACCGGCGGCGGCAGCGGGCAAGAAGAAAAAGCUUGGCAAGCUGGGGCCCAUCAUGGAGAAGAAAGUCAUACCCGUGGAGACGGAUGCCAACAAGCUGGUGAACUAUGUGUGCGGCAGUAACUACCUGAAAACAGGAGAAGAUGUCAAGAUCAAACCGGAUGCGGAGUACCCCGACUGGCUGUGGACGCUGAAUACGGAACGCAUCAUUCCGCUGGAUGAACUGGAACCCGACUCCAAGCAGUACUGGCGCCGCCUGAGGAAACUGGCCUUGCGGCGCAACAAUCAGCUGUCCAAGCUAAAGAAGUUCUAGAACCCAUAGCCCUAGGUGUUAUCGUUGAUUUUGGAGACACAGCCGACCCUCACAGCGGCCCAUGUUGUUUGCGAUGCUCUCCUGAGCAACAAGUGUGCAAACACCAUGUUAUUUUGCUAAAAGCGAACUGCAAAUACAUUUAUUACACCGUCUUAUCAUAAAAUUGAGGCGCUAUAAAAGUCA
This is a messenger RNA of Drosophila mauritiana, 687 nucleotides long. It is a transcript of the gene mRpL54, whose product is annotated as 39S ribosomal protein L54, mitochondrial. Lineage: Eukaryota; Metazoa; Arthropoda; Insecta; Diptera; Drosophilidae. Gene Ontology annotation, cellular component: mitochondrial large ribosomal subunit. The transcript is spliced from 3 exons. Gene Ontology annotation, molecular function: structural constituent of ribosome. The coding region runs from base 106 to 504 and encodes 132 amino acids. The record is from RefSeq and is a predicted model, not a curated record.